Suillus clintonianus is the source of this 1078-nucleotide messenger RNA. RefSeq lists its product as uncharacterized. NCBI's taxonomy places the organism in Eukaryota, Fungi, Basidiomycota, Agaricomycetes, Boletales, Suillaceae. The record is from RefSeq and is a predicted model, not a curated record. The transcript has 4 exons. The coding region runs from base 50 to 805 and encodes 251 amino acids.
AGAGUUAGUGCGAGCGUUCACGCUCCAUCCCACACUUUCGAUAGACAUCAUGAUUUCCAAACCCCAAGCUUUCACGGGUACACCGGGUUUUUCGAUCGCAAGACCCUCUGAUGCCGAAUUUCGCCGCCUUCACAAUGCAAGGCAUGAGGACAUUGCCCAAGCUUUGGACAUGGCUCCUGACGAUUUCUUGGACUUCAAGAGACGAGUGCGCCAAGAAAUGAAUGUAUCGCUCGACUACUCAAAGAAAUUCGACGAACAAGAUCCUUCAGCGUGGCAAAGAUUUAUACAAUGGUCUUAUGAUGCCAUGCCCUCCCUGAUGUCGAAAUACGAAGAUGCUUGGCCAGUCGAGUUAUACGUCAGGAUCACCAUCAGUAAGCGUAUCGCACAAGAGCGCUUCAAUUUCCGAAAGGCGAUGGCAAAGUAUAAACGGACGAUGGUAUUGAGGUCUUCUUCUUCGGCAAAAGGUGAAUCGGAGAUGUCACCAGCCGACCCGCCGCCGCCCUACGACCACGAAGAUCUAGCCACGGGCAGCGAGACUCCUGGUGCGCAGAUGCAUCCGGACGCUGCUCCCGACAACAUCAAGACAUUUUUACAAUCCUGUGACUUUGAUCUCGGGCAUCUCACUAGUAUUUUCGUCACCCGACGAGCAGGUCUUUUCAAUUUGGAAAGGCUGGAACUUGUUGCGUCGUGGCCUGCCGCCCUGAGGCGCGACCACUUGGAGAGACACUUUGGCACUAUGCUCGAUGACGUCGAGAUAGAAGUGUUGAACAAGCGGUUCAUCGAGAUGAGCCAUGCGCAAAUUUGACUUUGGGUCAUGUGGGCAUUGUGAUGUAAAUUAGGCUGAUUACUGAACCUCGUCAUCGUGCAAUCGAAGUUGCUAGAGUUCACAGCUAUAGGGAGGCUAAUAGAAUCUGAAAAAUCUAUUACUGAGCCUUACGACACAUGAUCCACCAUUCAAUGGGAUGAUAUGACAACUCCGUUUCAGACUCUGGCCCAUAAUGGUUGUCGCUGCCACUUGGCAGCCACGACGACUGGCCGUCCGUAGCUCUGUCACCAACCCCCGAAAGGACACUUGUGG